GGGCAGGCGGGUGAUGGCGGCGCUGGUUGUGUCCGAGGCUGCGGAGCAGAGCGGCCGAACCGGCCCUAGCAGAGGUCGGGCCCCUCGGGGCCGCUUGGCCAAUCAGAUCCCCCCUGAGAUCCUGAAUAACCCCCAGCUGCAGGCAGCCAUCCAGGUUCUGCCUUCCAACUACAACUUUGAGAUCCCCAAGACCAUCUGGAGGAUCCAACAAGCCCAGGCCAAGAAGGUGGCCUUGCAAAUGCCUGAAGGCCUCCUCCUCUUCGCCUGCACCAUUGUGGAUAUCUUGGAAAGGUUCACAGAGGCUGAAGUGAUGGUGAUGGGUGAUGUGACCUAUGGGGCCUGCUGUGUGGAUGAUUUUACUGCAAGAGCCCUGGGAGCUGACUUCUUGGUGCACUAUGGACACAGCUGCCUAGUUCCCAUGGACACCUCGGCCCAAGACUUGCGGGUGCUGUAUGUCUUUGUGGACAUCCGGAUAGACACUACCCACCUACUGGACUCUAUCCGCCUUACCUUUCCCCCAGCCAGUGCCCUUGCCCUGGUCAGCACCAUUCAGUUUGUGUCAACCUUGCAGGCAGCUGCCCAGGAGCUGAAAGCUGAGUAUCGUGUGAGUGUCCCACAGUGUAAACCCCUGUCGCCUGGGGAGAUUCUGGGCUGCACGUCCCCAAGACUUCCCAAAGAGGUGGAGGCUGUUGUGUAUCUUGGAGAUGGCCGCUUCCAUCUGGAGUCAGUCAUGAUUGCCAAUCCCAAUGUCCCUGCUUACCGAUAUGACCCGUACAGCAAAGUCCUGUCCAGAGAGCACUAUGACCAUCAGCGCAUGCAGGCUGCCCGCCAAGAAGCCAUAGCCACUGCCUCCUCAGCUAAAUCCUGGGGCCUUAUUCUGGGCACUUUGGGCCGCCAGGGCAGUCCAAAGAUCCUGGAGCACCUGGAAUCUCGACUCCGAGCCUUGGAACUUCCCUUCGUGAGGCUGCUGCUCUCUGAGAUCUUCCCCAGCAAGCUUAGCUUACUUCCUGAGGUGGAUGUGUGGGUGCAGGUGGCAUGUCCACGCCUCUCCAUUGACUGGGGCACAACCUUCCCCAAGCCGCUGCUGACACCCUAUGAGGCGGCUGUGGCCCUGAGGGACAUUUCCUGGCAGCAGCCCUACCCAAUGGACUUCUACGCUGGCAGCUCCCUGGGACCGUGGACGGUGAACCACGGGCGGGACCGGCCCCCCCAGGCCUCGGGGCGGCCCGCGCUGGGGAAGAUGCAGGAGGGGUCCACUCGCCCUUCUCCAGCCGCGGCCUGCGAGGACUGCAGCUGCAGAGACGAGAAGGUGGCACCGCUCACUCCUUGACACGCUCGGGGGGUCCCAGGGCCCUGUCUUCUGGAGGAGCAGCCUCGAGGCUGGUGGUUUUCAGACCAGGACGCAGACGUUUUCUCCGCACUGGAAGAGCCCACAGUG
Messenger RNA from Cynocephalus volans (Philippine flying lemur), 1438 nucleotides. It is a transcript of the gene DPH1, whose product is annotated as diphthamide biosynthesis 1. The coding region runs from base 14 to 1330 and encodes 438 amino acids. The record is from RefSeq and is a predicted model, not a curated record. Gene Ontology annotation, molecular function: 2-(3-amino-3-carboxypropyl)histidine synthase activity. Gene Ontology annotation, biological process: protein histidyl modification to diphthamide. Lineage: Eukaryota; Metazoa; Chordata; Mammalia; Dermoptera; Cynocephalidae. The transcript is spliced from 13 exons.